Molecule: messenger RNA, 915 nt
Organism: Penicillium paradoxum
Lineage: Eukaryota; Fungi; Ascomycota; Eurotiomycetes; Eurotiales; Aspergillaceae
Product: TatD family hydrolase
Exons: 2
Coding region: 1-915 (304 amino acids)
Cellular component (GO): cytosol
Molecular function (GO): 3'-5'-DNA exonuclease activity
Source: RefSeq, a predicted model, not a curated record
AUGAAGUUCUUCGAUGUUGCCGUCACAUUCACCGCAGACCAAUUCCAAGGGAUCUACCGCGGAAAACAAUAUCAUGACCCCGACUUCGCAGAAGUCCUGAAAAGAGCCCGCGAACAUGGAUGUGAGAAGAUCAUGCUCACCACCAUGACUCUGGAGGGCGCAAAACAAAACCUACAGGCCGUAAAGGAAUUCCCCGACAUGUGCAAAAUGACUCUUGGCGUGCAUCCCUACCACGCCGCCGAGAUCUAUGAACAGCCGGAAUGUCAAUAUCUCAAUCAGCUCCGCGAACUGGGAGAGACGCUCCUCGCUCAGAACCCAUCGCCCCUGGCUGCAUUUGGCGAAAUCGGGUUGGACUACGAGUACCUGGAACGGGCGGAUAAAGAAACCCAGCAACGCGCGUUCCGUGAGCAACUAGAACUAGCUGUACAUUUCCAAUUGCCGCUUUUCCUGCAUGUCCGCGAAUCAGCCGACGAUUUCAUUUCCAUCAUUAAGCCUUUCCUGCCAAGACUGCCGCGUGGUGGGUUGGUGCAUUCCUUUGCGGGGACGAAGGGGGAGAUGCUGCAGCUCGUGGAACUGGGUCUUGAAAUCAGUGUCAAUGGGAUCUCGUUCCGAACGGAUGAACAGUUGGAAAUGGUGAAACAUAUCCCACUGGAUAAGUUACAGCUGGAGACUGAUGCUCCAUGGUGCGAGGUUCUGGGGAAUGACCCGAAAAUCGCGAGUUACUUGCAAACUGCGAAACCUUUGCCGCCGAGUCGGAAACACAAUAAAUUUAUCUUGGGGCAAAUGGUCAAGACUCGUAAUGAGAGUUGUUUUAUGGAGCGUGUGGGAUUAGUGGUGGCGGGUUUGCAGGGUGUUGCUAUGGAAGAGCUGGCGGAGGCCGCAUGGAGUAAUAGUUGUCGCAUGUUUUGGCCCUGA